This is a messenger RNA of Actinia tenebrosa (Australian red waratah sea anemone), 902 nucleotides long. RefSeq names its product protein MIS12 homolog. Gene Ontology annotation, biological process: kinetochore assembly; mitotic cell cycle; mitotic sister chromatid segregation. Lineage: Eukaryota; Metazoa; Cnidaria; Anthozoa; Actiniaria; Actiniidae. Gene Ontology annotation, cellular component: nucleus; MIS12/MIND type complex; chromosome, centromeric region. The record is from RefSeq and is a predicted model, not a curated record.
UGCUUCAUUUGGAUUUAUGGCGGGAGACUAGAAGCUUGACCACCUGUUGCUUGUUUUUCUCUCUUAAACUGCAAUCUCUUGAGGUAGAACAUGGCUUAUAAUCGUGAAGAAGACAAGAAUUAUGAAUAUGAAACACAAUUUUUUGGUUUUACGCCCAAAUCCUUCGUGGAUGGAGUUUACAAUGCUAUAAAUGACUACGUCAGUGAUUGUUUUAAAGAACUCGAAAAGUUGUUAAGCAAUGAGCCAACAUUGACGAAAGAUUGUACAGCUGAGCAAAUACACCAGAAAACAGACCAAAUGCUGUCAAAGUUUUAUGAAAGUAUGGAUGUGUCAUUUGAUCGGCUAGAGAUAUUUUUAAUGCAGAACAUAUUCAAGAUACCACCAAAUGUCUUACUCCCUGAAGAUAAGAUACAUGAGAGUCAUAAUCAUACUAAAGAUGAAGAAGUCAAAAUGGACGAUGAAAUUCAAGAGCUUUUAAGAAAACUCAAAGCAGCGAAAUAUGUAAAUAAAGCACUGAAACAAGAACAGAAAGAACUGGAAUCAGCUGAAACUCAGGUUGCAGAAUGUGGUAAAUACUUGGAUCUCUUGGAAAAAACAUGUCAAACUGGCUUAGGACUUAAAGAGUGCUUAGUAUUCACCUGUGAUCAAGCAAACAAGUUACAUGAUCAACUAAGCAUGGCAUUAGAGGGUGGAGUGCUUCCUGUCCAGGAACCUAAAGGUGAAAAAGCAAAGAUUGCAAGAAAAAAACUUAAAAUAGGAUGAACAAAUUUACUUCCUACUCACCAUUUGUGUAAAUAAUGUUUAGUUUUUGUACACACGUGUAUACUAUGAUUGUUUUUUUAAUAAUUAGUCUACUAAUUAAAUGUAAGUUAAAUGACACAAUUAAAAGAUGAGUAAAACAA